Helianthus annuus (common sunflower) is the source of this 1332-nucleotide messenger RNA. Its product is annotated as indole-3-acetate O-methyltransferase 1. Lineage: Eukaryota; Viridiplantae; Streptophyta; Magnoliopsida; Asterales; Asteraceae. Gene Ontology annotation, biological process: methylation. Gene Ontology annotation, molecular function: S-adenosylmethionine-dependent methyltransferase activity. Bases 15 to 1187 code for a protein of 390 amino acids. The transcript is spliced from 4 exons. The record is from RefSeq and is a predicted model, not a curated record.
UAAAGAGAGCAACAAUGGCCCCUCCCUCAGGUGACAGCAAUGUGGUGGUUUCAUCUAACGUAAAGCUUGAGAGGCUUCUUAGCAUGAAAGGAGGCAAAGAUGAAGCUAGUUAUGCCAACAACUCUCAAGCCCAGGCAAAGCAUGCUCGGUCAAUGUUGCAUCUCCUAAAGGAAACACUAGAUGGUGUGGAGUUAAGCAUGCCGGAGACACCAUUUGUGGUGGCGGAUCUUGGUUGCUCUAGCGGCAACAACACCAUUUUCAUCGUCAAUGUCAUCAUCGAACACAUAACUAAGCGUUACGAGGCUUCUGGCUACUCUGGUGUACCAGAAUUCUCAGCUUUCUUCGCGGAUCUCCCUUCCAACGACUUCAACACUCUCUUCCAGCUCCUCCCGCCGCUGGCAAACCAGGGCGUGGGGAGCAUGGAAGAGUGUUUGGCCUCCACCGGCCACCGCCCUUUCUUUGCGGCUGGUGUCCCUGGCUCUUUCUACCGCCGGUUGUUUCCAGCCAAAUCAGUUGAUGUAUUCUACUCAGCCUUUUCCUUGCAUUGGCUCUCUCAGGUGCCGGAAAUCGUACUAGACAAAUCUUCGAUGGCUUACAACAAGGGAAAGAUAUUCAUCCACGGCGCAAACAAAACCGCUGCGAAUGCAUAUCGGAAACAAUUUCAAACAGAUCUAGCAGGGUUUCUGAAGAUGAGAUCAAAAGAAAUGAAAAAAGGUGGUUCAAUGUUUAUUGCUCUAUUGGGUCGAACAUCGGAGGAUCCCACAGACCAAGGUGGGGCCGGGUUGCUGUUCGGGACCCACUUUCAGGAUGCUUGGGAUGAUCUUGUCCAAGAGGGAUUAAUAACGAGUGAAAAACGAGAUGAUUUCAACAUUCCCGUAUAUGCACCGAGCUUACAAGAUUUUAAAGAAGUGGUGGAAGCAAAUGGGUCGUUUAGGAUAAAGAAACUGGAGGUGUUCCAAGGCGGUAGCCCGUUGGUGGUGAGCCAGCCUGAUGAUGCAGCCGAGGUGGGUAGGGCUCUAGCCAAUAGCUGCAGAAGUGUGAGCGGAGUGCUCGUGGAUGCUCAUAUAGGGGAUAAGCUAGGGGACGAGCUGUUCUUGCGGGUGGCUAACCGGGCUGCUUACAAAGCAGAGGAGAUGCUCGAAAAGCUUCAGUUCUUUCAUAUAGUAGCCUCACUUUCUCUUAAAUAAAUACAUAUGAUUUGCGGGUUUAAUUUCUUGUUUAUUGUUAGUUUUGUGUUUCUCUUGUGUAACAUAUAGAACAGGCUGACUGUUAAUGGCUAUUUCAAGAUAUGUUAUCAUUUUGUUAAAUAUUCAGAAAAGGUUUUUUAAUCAA